Molecule: messenger RNA, 786 nt
Organism: Glycine soja
Lineage: Eukaryota; Viridiplantae; Streptophyta; Magnoliopsida; Fabales; Fabaceae
Product: zinc-finger homeodomain protein 10-like
Exons: 1
Coding region: 77-625 (182 amino acids)
Biological process (GO): regulation of developmental process; regulation of DNA-templated transcription
Cellular component (GO): nucleus
Molecular function (GO): DNA-binding transcription factor activity; transcription cis-regulatory region binding
Source: RefSeq, a predicted model, not a curated record
UACACUACACUACACUACACUACACCCUCUCUCUCACAGUCACAAAACAACACAAGAAAGAAAGAAAGAAAGACACAUGGAGAACUCAUCAUCAUCAUCUUCAUGUUCAAACUAUCUCUACCGAGAGUGCCUCCGCAACCAUGCAGCCAGCCUCGGUAGCUACGCUACCGACGGCUGUGGGGAGUUCACCCUGGACGUGGACAGCGUCUCGUCCCCCUCCCUCCAGUGCGCAGCCUGCGGCUGCCAUCGCAACUUCCACCGCAAGGUCACGUGCCCCGCGGUGGAAGGAGGGUUGCAGGCCGUGACUGGAGGGAGUGGGGACAUGAUGGAGUACUCCGGGGGCGGAGACGUGGGAAGAAUAACGGAGAUGGGAGAGAGGAGUGGCGGCAGCAAGAAGAGGUUCAGGACGAAGUUCAGUGCUGAGCAGAAGGAGAAGAUGCUGGGGUUCGCGGAAAAGCUGGGGUGGAAGCUGCAGAGAAAAGAGGUGGAUGAUGAGAUUGAGAGGUUCUGUAAAAGUGUGGGUGUCACUAGACAGGUUUUCAAGGUGUGGAUGCAUAACCAUAAGAACAACUCCAACACUUCUACUAAUUCUUCUGCUAAUCUCUCUUCUCUCACUCAGUCAUGAUCCUGCACUUCCCUAAACUUAAUUAGAGAGAGAGUGUGUGUGUGUGAGAGAGAGAUGCAUGUAUUUUAUUAUUGCUUUAUUUUUCUUUUAAAUCGAGGCUUGGAUGUAAUAAUUAAUUUUGUAAUUUAUAUAUCCUUGUUGCAUGCGUUAGUAUAUAUAAA